This is a messenger RNA of Hyalella azteca, 585 nucleotides long. RefSeq lists its product as uncharacterized. The transcript has 5 exons. NCBI's taxonomy places the organism in Eukaryota, Metazoa, Arthropoda, Malacostraca, Amphipoda, Hyalellidae. Bases 1 to 585 code for a protein of 194 amino acids. The record is from RefSeq and is a predicted model, not a curated record.
AUGGCUAAGCGUGACGGUGGAAGAAAAAUGGGCUCCAGCACUAAAUUAGAUUUUUCAGGGUGGAUACUCGUGAUCAUGCUCGGCAUCGCAGUGGCAGUUAUGUUCGCAUUUAUACUAGAAAUUCGAGUUCCAGCUGAAGAAAUCAAGAGGCGAAGAGAAGCCUACGGUUACGGUGAGAAGCAAGAUCCCGGACCGCUCUCCGCGCCCCCCGCCGUUGGCUGCUUUCCUGGAGUCAAUGAUCCGGCACUAAAAAGUCUUCCGCGUUUGUACAUUGAUGUCGCUCCGGACCCUGAUGCGCAGAACAUCUACAUGAUGGAUUUAAGCCUCACGUCGAAUCUCACGAGUAAAACAUUGUGCUCAGUUGAAAGCAUGUGCACCGUGAACGGCGACGCUCACGUCUGGUUGCUGGUGACGCGCGAGAAAUUGCACGCUUCGACCGCCGCAAGUUUGCGGAAUUUGCAGGAAAUUUGCCCGCGUCUUUGCGUGGCGCACAUGAACGUGCGCGUGGUCACGCGCAACACUCCUGCGCAUACGCUACUCGAGUCUGACUCUUUCUGGAAUACAUGUAAGUGGUUGGUCUUGUGA